Molecule: messenger RNA, 4083 nt
Organism: Cyclospora cayetanensis
Lineage: Eukaryota; Apicomplexa; Conoidasida; Eucoccidiorida; Eimeriidae
Product: plectin
Exons: 11
Coding region: 1-4083 (1360 amino acids)
Biological process (GO): regulation of transcription by RNA polymerase II
Cellular component (GO): nucleus; SWI/SNF complex
Molecular function (GO): transcription coregulator activity
Source: RefSeq, a predicted model, not a curated record
AUGGGCUGGAGGGCCCCUGCCCCCAAGCCGGAGGCCAAGGGAAACCCUGUCGAGUUCACCACUAUGCUGCAACAUGCACGUGAUAUCAGAUACGCAAGUCGAAGCUCAGCAGCACCAGCAGCACCAGCAGCACCAGCACCAGCAGCACCAGCAGCACCAGCACCAGCACCAGCAGCAGCAGCAGCUGGAAGGAGGAACUCUAGAGAGAGUAACCCCCCGCCGCAGCAGCUCCUGCUGCAGCAGCAACUGCUGCAUCAACUUCUUCAGCAGCUGAGUGGCGACUCCGAGAAGCUUGAGCUCCAGCAGCAACAGCAACAGCAACUAUUGACGGCCGAACAAAAAUCUGCUCGAAUGCGGGAAGUGCAACAGCAACAGCACCAGCAACAGCAGCAGCAGCAGCAGCAGCCCCUACAGCAGCUGCUGCAGCAGCAGCACCAGCAGCUGCAACAACACCUGCAGCAGCAGCGACAAGAGCAACAGCUGCGGCAGCUGCAGCAGCAACAGCAGCUGCAACAUGUUCAACGACAGCAAGCACAGCUGCAGCAGCUACAGCAGCUUCAGCAACUGCAACAGCAAGGAGGCAUCCCCGCAGAUACUCUUUUGCGGCUUCAGCGGCUACUAGGAGUCUCCGUAAAUCACGCUGCUGUUGCAGCGGCAGUGUCGCAACAGCAGCAGCAACAACACCACCAGUUGCAUGCAGCCGCAGAGGAUGCAACGCUGCGAUGCGGAGAAAUCGCCUUUCAAGGGCUUGAGCCAAUCCAAGCUUCUCCAGUCGCAGCUUCGCAGCAUCAAGACUCGAUGAAAUUGCUGCGGCAGCGCCUCCAGCAGCUUGAUCGGAUGAAGCACACCCGUGAGAUGCAACAGCAGCAACAGCAGCAACAGCAACAGCAACAACAGCAACAGCAGCAGCAACAACAACAACAGCGGCCCCUACUGCAGCGAGAGGGUGAAGCAGUGCAGCAUCUGCUGGGCUGUCUGCAAAUGCUGCGACACCAGCAGCAGCAGCUACUGCCGACUCGAGGAGAUCUCCCUGCUGCUGCUGCUGCUCUUCCUCCCGCUGCAGCUCCUCCUUCCCCGAAAACUGCACAUGGAGACGCUCCGCUGCCUUCUCUGCAGCAGCGUUUAGUAUCCUUCUUGUCGCAACAGCAGCGGCAGCAGGGGCGACUGCUGCAGAUAAUUUCGCAGCAUCAUCGGCAGCAAGACGACCUUCAAGGUGAGCAGCAGCAGCAGCAGCAGCAGCAGCAGGGGGAGGCUCUUCGGCAGCAGAGAGCUAAGCUUCUGAAUCGCAUCAUUCGACUUUUGCAACAGCAGCAGCAACAGCAGCAGCAGAGCAGCUCUGGGGAUGGCGAGGACUGCCAUCCACAAGAGAUCCUACCAGAGCAACAGCACGCAGCAGGAGUUCAGCGAGCGACUGUGCGCUUGACUCGGGGGUGUGCAGAGGUGCAAAUAUCCGACGGUGAGGAGACACCAACAACGGCAGCAGCAGCAGAAGCAGCGAUUGCAGCGGCAGCGGCUGUGUCUGCUUCACUGCAGAACGAGGAGCAGCAGGAUGUUGCUGGCGCCGCCUUGACAAGAUACGCCCUUGCAGGGUUAAGGCCGUUGCUACAAGCUGCCUAUGACUUGCCACACUUUCCGACGCAGACUGCUGCUGCAGACAGGCAGCAGGGGGAGGAGGGGAGAAGCGGCAGCCUUCUUGGCUCCACACUUGCUGCAUGCCUCUCGGACGGAAAUCAGCAACUGCCGAAAAAUGAGGCUGGCAGCGCACACAUAGGUUUGGGGGUGUCUGAGUGGCAGCGCGACAACGCCUUUCUCUUCUUCGAGCUGGCGAAGCUGCUCCGCAGCUUCGCUGCCUUGCCGCAAGAACCCUUGCUGGAAUGCCUCUUAAGAGUUGCUCCGCAGCCACAAGCCUUAUCGCAGAGUGCCUCUCAAGGAGAAGGAGGAGAAGGAGGCCUAGCGACGCAGACAACGGAGGAUACAGCAGCAACAUUAACAACAGCAGCAACAUUGACGAAGGAUGUUACUGCAGCUGUUGCUGCGGCUGCGUCGUCGACAGAGUUGCCAGAAGUUCGCGCAAGCAGCAGGCGGCAAGAAGAAGACAUGGCGGUGCAAAAGGAUGCUUCUUCUUGCCAGGAAGAGGAAACUGCCGCUGAAGGUCAAACGGCCUCUCCAGCAGACUUAGCCGGAGAUAGCGCGGAGAAGGCUGCUGCACUAUCUGCUGCUCCCAGUGCAGCCUCAGCGUCCAGCGUCGAUCCUCCUGCGGCAGCUGCUGCAGCUGCUGCUGCCAGCGCAGCAGCAGCGAGCGACGGCUUGGCCUUUAUCGUAGCAGCCGCAGCAACAGCAGUUGCAUCUGCAGCCGAAGGAGACUUCAAGGAAGACAUACGCAAAGAGUUGGAAAGGCAGGAGACACUCGCCGACGACACAACAGGCAGCCUCAGCAUCCGUCGCCUUCCCAUGGAAUUCUCACUUAGCCUCCAAGCCGUCUGUGCGAAGGCCUUGCGGCAAUGCGAAGCUGGGCAGCUGCUCUUGCCGUCUGCUGUGCAGUGUUGUUGGGAGCGCAUUCGUCCUCUUUGCCAGCAGCUCGCUGAAGAGGAUUCUCUACCAGCCGCAGCAGCGACAGACGAGGCCUCCUCUGGCGAAAGAGGUCCAUGUGUCAUAUGCCGUUUGCUUCAGCAGCAUGCAGCUGGCAACAGCAGCGCAUCAGCGGGGGGGGGAAGCAGCAGCAGCAGCAGCAGCAGUAGUACUAGUGGCAGUGGGGGUGGGGGUGCUCUUCAGGAGGCCUUUGACAGCUUGCGCCAGCAGCACAGACACGUCUAUAUCCCGCCGCGCAAAGCCUUACUUUCCAGCUCUCGAAAGGAGAGGCUUUCUCAGCUCGAGGCAAUUGCAGCAUCAGAACUGGAGCAUCUCCGAGGUGGGGAGGAGAUACGGGGGCUUUCACAAAAGCGAGAACGCGAUCAGGAAGCUGUUUCUGAUCGCAUGCAGCAGCAGGGGCAGCAACAUGCGAACAAACGUGACCAAGCCGAGCAUGAUUGGAGGAAGCAGUUGCGUCUUGCUCGCGAAGAAGGGGCUUUCGACUGCCAGAGCGAUGCAGAGGACGGCAGCGACAAGAGAAGAGAUAGCCAGAUCGACGAGGAGCAGCUUCUUCUCGUGGCAGCUGCGAUUGUGGGCAAGAAGGAGAUGGAGGAGCUUGCCAAACAGUUUUUGCUCCGCGUUCAUGGACAUGAGGCCUACCGAGCCGUCGAGUGCAAGGUGCCUCCACACCCUGCUCUUGCUGUGUCAGCAACUGCGUGGCAUGUCUUGCUAGCGUCUACUUCUGGCCCUUUUGUUAGGGAUUUAGGCGAAGUGCAGCAGGGGCAGGAAGAAGGACUACGUGGGAGAGUUACUCCUGGAGACAAGCCACAAGGCGCAGCUGAGCAGCAGGCGGUUGCUGUUGCCGCGGAGGGAGAAUUCUUCGGAGGUGUUGGCAACGUAUCGGGAGCAGAGCGAAUCUGUGGGGCCUUACAACAGGCAGCGGCAACUGCUGCUCCUGCAGGUUCCCCCUUGGGUAGAUCCCCAGAAAGUUGCAUCUACGAAGGCGGCUGCAGAGGAUCGUGUGGCAGUGAGUGGCGUUCGCAGUGUCUCUUGGGGGGGCAGGAGGCUGUGGGCAGAGGAGAUAGAGACUUCUCGGCUGCCUCCCUCCCUUCUAGGAGUACUGGUGAUGUUGCAUGCGAAGAGGGUAGGGUCUGCAUGCUUAGGCCGACACGGAUUAGUGCCAGAGGCGAGAAGGAGAGGGCGUACUGCCGCAAGUGUGAGGCUGCUCCUCGGCGCCAAAACGGGGAGGCGUGCGGAUGGCUGCCUUCUCACUGCCCCUCAAAUCGGCCAAAUCCACGGAUGUGUGUGCCACAAGUUGUGCAGAGAUCCCCUAAUUAUGUGCUUGCAUGUUGCAACCUUGCAUCCGUAUGUAUAGACCACCUUUCCCGAGAACACAGCCAGCUAGAACACGUAUCCGCAACAGCCGCAGAUCCUGCGGCUCGCGAUGUCGAUCCACCCUGCCCCCUCAACGCGGCUCUCCAUGCACAAAAAUUACACCCUAAAACACACUGUUAG